This is a messenger RNA of Hippopotamus amphibius kiboko, 321 nucleotides long. Its product is annotated as rab GTPase-activating protein 1-like. NCBI's taxonomy places the organism in Eukaryota, Metazoa, Chordata, Mammalia, Artiodactyla, Hippopotamidae. Bases 1 to 321 code for a protein of 106 amino acids. The record is from RefSeq and is a predicted model, not a curated record. The transcript has a single exon.
AUGUAUGCAUCCCAGUGGUUUCUCACUCCUUUUACUGCCAAGUUCCCACUGUGCAUGGUCUUCCAUAUCACUGGCUUACAGCUUUGUGAGGGUUUGAACAUAAUACCUCAUGUAGCCUUAGCUCUCCUAAAGACCUCAAAGGAAGAUCUUUUGCAAGCUUAUUUUGAGGGUACUUUAAAGUUCUUCAGAAUUCAGCUUUCUAAAGUUAUUCAGAGAUACAAGGCAGAGGAAAAUGCAAAAUGGUUACUAGAGCAGGCUUGCAAUAUUAAGGUACCAACCAAGAAACUGAAGAAAUAUGAGAAAGAAUAUCAGACAAUGUGA